AUGGCCGACGAGGUUGUGGCACUUGUGGUGGACAACGGCAGUGGAAUGUGCAAGGCUGGCUUUGCCGGUGAUGAUGCACCAAGAUCGGUUUUCCCCUCCAUCGUGGGACGACCAAAGAUGCCCACGAUAAUGAUUGGCACGGAUACGAAGGACACGUACAUCGGAGACGAUGCUCAGGGUCGAAGGGGAGUGUUGGCUCUAAAGUAUCCCAUUGAGCACGGAAUUGUCACGAACUGGGAUGACAUGGAAAAGAUUUGGUCCCAUUGCUUCUACAAUGAGCUGCGGGUUUCGCCAGAGGAGCACCCUGUGCUUUUGACGGAGGCACCCUUGAACCCAAAGGCGAACCGUGAACGCAUGACUCAAAUCAUGUUCGAGACAUUCAACGUGCCUGCCAUGUACGUUUCCAUCCAAGCGGUUCUCUCACUCUAUUCCUCUGGCCGAACCACUGGUAUCGUCCUGGACAGUGGCGAUGGAGUUUCCCACACAGUUCCGAUCUAUGAAGGAUAUGCAUUACCUCAUGCAGUUCAACGGCUUGACUUAGCUGGCCGUGAUCUAACUGAGUACUUGAUGCUGAUCAUGAUGGAGAGUGGGUAUGCCUUCACGACAACUGCAGAGCGGGAGAUCGCCCGAGAUGUGAAAGAAAAGUUAUGUUUUGUGGCCAUUGACUUUGACAGUGAGUUGAAAGCUGCAAUGACGAGCGACGAUGGUAGAAAAACAUAUGAACUGCCUGACGGGAACAUCAUCUCGUUGCACACGGAGCGCUUUCGCUGCCCAGAAGUUCUCUUCCAACCAAGCUUACUUGGGAAAGAGGCGAUGGGGAUCCAUGACACCACAUUUCAGUCCGUGAUGAAGUGCGAUGUCGACAUACGUCGGGACCUCUUCUCCAACGUUGUGCUCUCGGGUGGUUCUACGAUGUUGCCAGGCAUUGGUGAGCGCAUGACCAAGGAGCUUAGUGCUCUUGCACCUUCCACUGUGAGGAUCAAGGUGAUUACUCCGCCUGAAAGGAAAUACAGCGUUUGGAUCGGUGGUUCCAUCCUUUCAUCCCUCACCACCUUCCAACAGAUGUGGAUUUCCAAGGCAGAAUACGAUGAGGCAGGCCCCACCAUUGGGCAGCUUAAGCUCUCAGGUUCAUGGAACCUCUCAUGGUGGUUUCAGCACUGUACAGUCAAGCGGAAGGACCCAGAGAUGGGAAGUUCCAGAGGAAAGAAGACACGCCGCAUGAUGACGGAUCUUGGACAAUGCGUUAGGGUGGACGACAGUGGACGACUACUUGACUGCCGUUGGCUGCAACCUUUGAGGCCAAUGCCUUCGGCGCCGAAUUUUCUCCACGAUGACAGUCUCCACCACCCAGUGAACAGCCAGGCAGAAAUGUCAUCCGCGUGGGGACCAGCCAAGCUAGAGCAGGCCAACAGCCUUCAGCGUCUUAGUGAUGCUAUUGCGCGAUGGCCUUUAUUGGUGGCAGUGUUCAGUUGUGCUGUGAAAGCCUAUGCCGCCGAUCUCCUCAUGCAGAAAGUGGUUGAUCGAAAAGACAAGCUCGACCAAAAGAGAUCGCUCUUGUUUUUAUCGUUCGGCGGUCUUUUCCAGGGCGGCUUUCAAUAUUUCAUCUGGAAUGUAGUGUUCGAAAGCCUUUGGCCUGGUCGAAGCAGAUACGCUAGCCUUUGCAAGCUGGCAGCUACCAACUUGAUCUCUGACCCAUUGUUCUUCUUCCCCACCUUCUACAUCAUGAAGGAGGCCUGCAUGGAAGGCGAGUCGCGUGGUCCUGUGGGCACAACUCAUGCAAUGAAAGCCAAGUGGGAACUGAAGCCCUUCACUGCAAAAGAAAAGACACCAUGGAAAGCAGCGGUCACAAGUGUCCGAAAGGAGCUGAAGGUCAGAAAACGAGACCACCCCGCACUCUUCAUGCUUGGCGCAACAGGGAAGCAUCUUUAUGAAGCUGUGCAGGAACAGUACAAAAAAGCCGGGAAAAAGAAUUGGAAGCUCAAGAAGUUUUCAAAGAAAGAAAGUGGACCGUGGAUUACUGCUGUGGCUAAUGCCCAGAAGCAGCUGCAUGCAAGAAAGCGAGUUCACCCAGCACUCUUUCUGCUUUCAGUGGUUGGGAAAGAGCUCUAUGAAGCGGCACAGGCAUUGUACACGAAUCCGAACACAACAAAGACAAUGAAAGCCAUGAAAGCAAUGAAGGUACGGGGCCAACAUUCAGCAGGACAUGACGAUGAGUUGGGCGUUUUGGCUGCCAGGCUACCAGUGCAUCUUCGAGUGCCCAAAGCUCAGAUUGCAGUUGCAGUACAGCGAUGUACAGCGGCUUCCAAUGCAUCCUGCAGUGCACACUUGAAUCACAUGAGUUACUUGAAUCAUCUUGAAUCAUCUUGA
Cladocopium goreaui is the source of this 2367-nucleotide messenger RNA. Lineage: Eukaryota; Dinophyceae; Suessiales; Symbiodiniaceae. The record is from the annotation of a GenBank genome assembly.